AUGAAGCCCCUGAUGCCUUUCUGUUUUGCCCAUGAUGAAGCUCAACUUCUGAGGCUUGGUGUUGACAGUAACUUAGCAUGGUUUGAGACUUUAGCUUGUAUGUGCUUGGUUCAGUAUGUUAUGGUGAGGCAAGUUUGGAUAUCAGCAUGUGGAGUUUUUGUUGUGUUGUUUUGGAUAUGGUUAUGGCAUUGUCACAAGUCACAAGUCACUCCCCCUUCUUCCUCACAUCGAUUCAACAGCUUUCAGAUGGAUUGGGAAGGGCAAAAGCUAGCAGAGCAACUAAUGCAGAUAAUGCUGCUUGCAUUUGCUGUGAUUGCAUUUGGAGCUGGAUAUCUCCUGGCUUCUUUCCAAACAAUGAUUCUCACAUAUGCUGGUGGUGUAGUUGUCACCACAUUAGUUACUCUUCCAAAUUGGCCAUUUUUCAACAAACAUCCUCUUAAGUGGUUGGAUCCAAGUGAGGCGGAAAAACAUCCCAAGCCACAACCAUCUCUGAAUGUGACUGCAAAAAAGAAAUCCGUCAAAAAGUAG
Vicia faba (fava bean) is the source of this 528-nucleotide messenger RNA. NCBI's taxonomy places the organism in Eukaryota, Viridiplantae, Streptophyta, Magnoliopsida, Fabales, Fabaceae. The record is from the annotation of a GenBank genome assembly.